This is a messenger RNA of Microdochium trichocladiopsis, 423 nucleotides long. RefSeq lists its product as uncharacterized. The annotation marks the transcript as partial. NCBI's taxonomy places the organism in Eukaryota, Fungi, Ascomycota, Sordariomycetes, Xylariales, Microdochiaceae. The record is from RefSeq and is a predicted model, not a curated record. The transcript has a single exon.
ACACGAUGAAGGUCUCGGCUGACGACAGCCGCGACAGGCCGGGGAAGGAGGACGCCAUGAGGAUGGCGGUGAAGUGGCUUGACUUCGCCGCCGCCCUCAUACAGAUUCUAGUUAAGAUGGCAGUGCCACUGUUUAUCUUCGCCGACACCGUAUGCCGCUUUCUUGCCGUCCGAAAGUGCGGUAACCCGGACAAGAAGUUGAGGACGGUUCUAGAAUAUCGAACGAAAAGCCAGGAAUCUAAGCUCGAUGAAUCGCUGAUCAUUCGCCGUCAUGAUUAUCGGUCAAAGCCAAGCUCCUCCUCGCUCAUCCAGAGAAACCCGAGGAUCGUGAACACGAACUGCAGUCCAUCCUCGUUGAUGUCGAACUGCUCGGACGCGACCCCUCCCAGCCGAUCAAAUUCCCACAUCCUCAUGAGAGAACCAC